Henningerozyma blattae CBS 6284 is the source of this 555-nucleotide messenger RNA. RefSeq names its product anaphase promoting complex subunit 11 (gene APC11). Gene Ontology annotation, cellular component: nucleus; anaphase-promoting complex. The transcript has a single exon. The record is from RefSeq and is a predicted model, not a curated record. The coding region runs from base 1 to 555 and encodes 184 amino acids. Gene Ontology annotation, molecular function: cullin family protein binding; ubiquitin protein ligase activity; zinc ion binding. Gene Ontology annotation, biological process: protein ubiquitination; anaphase-promoting complex-dependent catabolic process; positive regulation of mitotic metaphase/anaphase transition. NCBI's taxonomy places the organism in Eukaryota, Fungi, Ascomycota, Saccharomycetes, Saccharomycetales, Saccharomycetaceae.
AUGAAGAUAGAGGUUAAAGGUAUUUAUCCUGUAUUUGCUUGGAAAUGGGAUAUUCCAAAUGAUAAUCAUUUUAUCCAAAAUAAGGAGAGAGAAUUAGGGAUUGAUUAUUCUUCUGGACACAAUAUGGUAGAUGAAGAUGAAGAUGUAUGUGGUAUAUGUCGAUUUAAUUAUAAUAGAACAUGCCCAAAUUGUAAGGUUCCUGGGAAAAGAUGUCCAUUAGUUGUGGGAAAUUGUUUUCAUAAUUUCCAUGUUCAUUGUAUUUAUAAAUGGCUAGACACAACUACUUCUAAAGGUCUCUGUCCUAUGUGUAGACAAGAAUUUAAAUUAAAAGAAGGAGUUGCAUUAAAUAAAUCUCAAGAAGAUGUUUUUAAAUCCUUAGAACUUAAACAAGCUCGUCAACGAUUCGGGGCGUUUGAUGAAGAUGUUGAUGUGGACUUGAGUGGAUUUAUCAACGAAGAAGAUUAUGGUGUUGUUGGUGAAAGAGAAGUGGGGCAAGGUGCUAAUGGGUCGAAUGAUGGUGGAUUAGCACAGGAUCCAACAAUGGUGGUUAGAUAA